This is a messenger RNA of Ostreococcus lucimarinus CCE9901, 270 nucleotides long. RefSeq lists its product with no specific name. The record is from RefSeq and is a predicted model, not a curated record. Bases 1 to 270 code for a protein of 89 amino acids. NCBI's taxonomy places the organism in Eukaryota, Viridiplantae, Chlorophyta, Mamiellophyceae, Mamiellales, Bathycoccaceae. The transcript has a single exon.
AUGGCGCCAAAUGACGAAGCCGUGCGCGAGGCUGCGAAAGCCGAGUGUCUCGACGCCGCCUUCUGGGGUGGCGUGCGCGGUGCGACGUACGGUCUCGCCGCGUCUGUUCCGACCGUAUUCGCGUUGAACCAUCAGUUUCUCACCAUCCGUCGCUUGACGGUUUCGGCGAAGACGGCGCUCAUCGUCAGCCCGUUCUUCCUCGGGUUCUUUUUGAACAGUGAGUUAGAGCUUCAUAGAUGCGUGUUGAAACAGCGCGGGAUCGAGCACUGA